AGAUUAAAAAAUAAUAAUUAUAAAAAAAAAAAAAAAAAAAAAAAAAAAAAAAAAAGUAGUAGAGAAGAGACAGAGUAGAGACACACAUUGCCAAAACAAAAACAUUUCUCCAUAAAUUUCCCCGAAACCUUAACCAACACUCAAUCCUAUUCAUUAAUUUCCUCUCUUUUUCUUUCCUUUGAUUUUUUCUUUAUUUCUUUUUUUUUUUUCUCUUUUUUUGUUUGUUUUUUCAUCUCAAUCUCCGCCGUUGCCGCCGCCGCCAUGUCCCGGCCGACCACUCACACCCCUCUUGAUUCCUCCUUGGAAUUCUUAUCCAGAUCUUGGAGAGUUUCCCCGUCCACGUCCCACUUAUCCAAGAUUCCGACCACCACUCGUGCCGGUGGUGAUAUUGUUUUAGAAGAUUCCGGCAGCGACGCGGAGGGGUUUUUGGUGUUUAUGAAUCCAUUUUCAUUUACGUCUUCUGAAACUUCCCAAAUGGUUAUGGAUCGUAUUUUGUCACAUUCGCAAGACGUAUCUCCUCGGACUUCCGGUAGGUUGUCGCAUAGUAGCGGACCACUGAAUGCCGGGCACAGCGGCGGUGGUUCAUUGAGCGAUAGCCCUCCGUUUUCUCCCUCCGAAAUCGCCGAGCUCGACGCCAAGCUUUACCGCUCCAAUUAUUCUUUCAGUACCCAUUUGAGAGCCACAGUGAAUGGCACCUCCGGCGCUUCUGCAGCUCUCGGUGGCGGGAAGACCGUUGGCCGGUGGUUGAAGGAGCGUAAGGAGAGGAGGAAAGAGGAAAACAGAGUUCAGAAUGCUCAGCUUCAUGCUGCUGUUUCGGUUGCAGGGGUUGCCGCCGCCAUCGCCGCCAUCGCCUCUGCUUCUGUUUCUUCCACCGGUGUCAACGACGGCGAAGAGGUUCCCAAGACUGAUAUAGCUAUGGCCUCUGCCGCUACUUUGGUUGCCGCUCAAUGUGUGGAGGCCGCUGAGGCUAUGGGAGCUGAACAUGAUCACCUUGCUUCCGUUAUUAGCUCCGCCGUCAAUGUCAGGUCCGCCGGCGAUAUCAUGACCCUCACCGCCGCCGCCGCCACAGCAUUAAGAGGAGCGGCCACGUUGAAGUCUCGAGCGAUGAAGGAUUUGUGGAAUGCAGCGCCUGUUAUCCCGAUAGAAAAGGGGAUUGGAGGUUCGUCGAGUAUUGGCUACAAUAACGAUAACAACCAUGGUAAUUUUAAUAACAUCAUCAUGAAUCAAAAGUUUAGUGGGGAGCUUGGACCAGUUGGUGCUGCAUAUGAGUCAGACCUUCAAAUUCAACGUGGAGAUAAUUUCUUCAAUGUUUGCUAUAGAGGAUUGCUUGCCAAUGGGUGUGAGCUACUUAAACGUACCCGCAAUGGUGAUCUUCAUUGGAAACUUGUCUCUGUCUAUAUCAAUAGAAUGAAUCAGGUUGUGGUGAAGAUGAAGAGUAGACACGUGGCAGGGACCAUAACCAAAAAGAAAAAGAAUUUUGUGGUGGAUGUAGUGAAAGAUAUUCCAGCAUGGCCAGGGCGGCACUUGUUGGAGGGGGGUGAGGAUCGACGUUACUUCGGGCUGAAAACGCUGCUGCGAGGGGUGGUGGAAUUCGAGUGUAGAAACCAAAGAGAGUAUGAGAUGUGGACACAAGGAGUUUCUAAGCUCCUUCUUAUGGCAGCUGAAAGGCUUUGUAAGUUUUGAACUACACAAUCUUGGGUCUCUCUUUUUGCUUACCUUUAAAGUAAGACAAAGAGAGAUUCAAGUAAACAAUCUAUAUAUAAACAUAUAUAUAUAUAUCUGAGACAGAGAUGAGUAAAAAGAAAAAUGUGAAGAAGUUGUUUUGUUUGAAUUUAAUUAAUGGGGAAGACCAUUUGUGAAA
Messenger RNA from Cucumis melo (muskmelon), 1861 nucleotides. Its product is annotated as VAN3-binding protein-like. Lineage: Eukaryota; Viridiplantae; Streptophyta; Magnoliopsida; Cucurbitales; Cucurbitaceae. Bases 262 to 1683 code for a protein of 473 amino acids. The transcript has 7 exons. The record is from RefSeq and is a predicted model, not a curated record. Gene Ontology annotation, biological process: auxin-activated signaling pathway; leaf vascular tissue pattern formation; phloem or xylem histogenesis.